CAAUGUUAAAAUUUGAACUUUUAAAUAUUUUUUUAUUUCAACAUCCUAAAGAUAGACUUGACGAAGAAUUGGAUACAAAUCAAAUUUAUGUUAUUAGAGGUGAUCAAUUUUUUGACAAGCCUGAGGAUGAGACGGAAGAAUAUUUUGUUUCUGAGCCGCAUGAAUUCGAUUAUUGUGACUAUUGGAAUAUCCCUGAAUUGCGCUACAACCGGAACAAAUUCUUUUCUGAUGACAAUUGUUUUGGAACGAAGCGGUUUAUUGAGUAUCGUGAUUUUUUAGAAUUUGGAUUCGACAUCAAGGACGAAUUGCGUAUGAUGAGGGUGAAUUCUACUUUUCAAUUCAAUACGCUGAUGAGGAUGCUUCGACUUCAGGAACAAGAUUUGCGUGAUCAGGGACGAGAUGUGCGUGAACUUCUAGACCGAAUGGGACUUCUUGAAUACCGUGUGGGACGAAUUGAGGCUCAUCUUAGAAUUGGAGAUGUUGCAAAUGCAAUUAUUGUUGCUCGUGGAGUUCCAGACAAUGCUGCUGGUGGUGGCGUCCCAGCUAAUGCGGCUGUGGUAGCUGCCCCAGCUGGUGGUGGUGGACAAGCUAAUAAUGUAGCUGCUGCUCCAGUUAAUCGUGUUGACCCAGUUGAGAAUGGCCUUAAUAAUUGA
Molecule: messenger RNA, 653 nt
Organism: Meloidogyne enterolobii
Lineage: Eukaryota; Metazoa; Nematoda; Chromadorea; Rhabditida; Meloidogynidae
Source: the annotation of a GenBank genome assembly